AUGGCCAGUGAUCAGAGAUUCCAGCGGACUGUGCAAGCAGUUGCAGAAGCUGUGCAAACAUUUGCCACUGGAACAUUCGACUUUGCCGAGAGCAUCAAACAGAUAUGGGGACCGCAGACCGAGCCGGAUGCAGUGGAGACAUCCAAUCCCCUGCCCAUCGAGGGCAUGCAGGAUGUUCAAGUGGUUGAUCAACUUCGAGAAAGAACUCCUGUUUCUCAGGACGGAGAUCAACUAGCGAUCCACUCCCAUGGUCAUCCGCCGUCCGUGACUAUGGACGAUGGGGAAUCAGAUGUCCUGCAUGAACCAAUCGCGCCGCUAGAGACAGCAAAUAUGCAGCUCUCUAGUGAGAUGGACGCAAUAGCUGGGUCCACCCAGAAAUCCGUCAGAAGCUGCUACGAGUGCUUUGCGCGCUGGCGAGGCGAAAGGCCGUUCCCACCUUGUCAUUCUAUUCCAGGGCAGGAGGCAUGCGAACAUUGUACACGCAUCCAGGUUCCCUGUGAUAUGAUUCCAGCAGGCGAGAUGGGGAAGAUGUUGCAACACGAAAGAGAGUUGGGUCUUUAUCUUACAGCACAAAAUGGCAAUUCCCGGAUAGAUAGACAGCGUUUUGCGGGUGCAUUUUCUGAGGCACCCGAGGUGAAGCUCGAAAUGCCUUUAUCAUCCCCUAUUGCAGACGUCCCACAGCAGCAGGUCGGUUCAAAGCGAGCCUAUUAUGAUACUGAUGAGCAGCAACCUGUGGCCAAACGCCAGCGGACGCGGGAAUUGCGACAAAUGCUAAUGCGGAGGUCGUGUGGAGGGAGAAAGGUUAUGCGACAGGAAAAAUAUAACCACGGAGCGGCGGAAGACGGGGAGUCUUCGGCAUCGUCGGUAUCUGCGUCAUCAUCCGGGGAGGAAGCCGAAGAAGUGGCGCAAAUCAAAGUGGAAGUGAAUAGGCAAGAAAGGUCGCCUCUCAAAACUUCGUAUCAGCUGCCAGUCACGCAUAAAGAAGUGACACACAAAGACGUGAUACAAAAUGAUGGAUCCUCGUCUCUCACGCAGGAGCAGUCCUCGGGAGAGUCAUCAUCAGAGGAACGCGGCAUGGAAGCGGAAACAGCGAUUCGAUCAGUGGAAGAGAGGAGUGAAGCAUCCUUUUCUUCGUCAGAAGACGAAUCCUCAGAAGAAGAGUUAGAUGACGAACCAGAGGAACGAAAACAGCAACCGACAACAAAAGAAGAGCCGCCAAAAGAAGGCAAAGACUGUUCGAAAAAAACGAUUCAGUUGUCAGACGAUGGAUCGUUCAACUUGUCAUCAGAAGAUAGAUCCUCGGACGAAGAGUCAGAUGACGAACCUGAGGAGUACCUAGAUAUCCUGGCACCAGAAGCAUAUACGCAAGAGGAACGCGACGAGAUGAUGAAAAAGACCCAAUUAGAGGAAUAUUAUAAUGAGUCCAAAUCAUCCUCAUCUUCAUCGGAAGACGAAUCCUCAGAAGAAGAGUCAGAGGACGAACCAGAGGAACCAAAGAAGCAACCGACAGCAAAAGUAGAGCCUCAAAACAGACGCGAGGAAAAGCCCGAAGAACCGACUGAAAUAACAAGUGAUCAAUCCUUCUCGUCAUCGGAAGACGUAUCCUCAGAAGAAGACUCGGAGAUGGAGACAUAA
This is a messenger RNA of Penicillium samsonianum, 1635 nucleotides long. RefSeq lists its product as uncharacterized. The transcript is spliced from 3 exons. The coding region runs from base 1 to 1635 and encodes 544 amino acids. NCBI's taxonomy places the organism in Eukaryota, Fungi, Ascomycota, Eurotiomycetes, Eurotiales, Aspergillaceae. The record is from RefSeq and is a predicted model, not a curated record.